Messenger RNA from Sphaeramia orbicularis (orbiculate cardinalfish), 870 nucleotides. RefSeq lists its product as uncharacterized. The transcript has 4 exons. Bases 52 to 870 code for a protein of 272 amino acids. The record is from RefSeq and is a predicted model, not a curated record. Lineage: Eukaryota; Metazoa; Chordata; Actinopteri; Kurtiformes; Apogonidae.
CUAUCUGUUCAGCAUUAUCUUAAUUUUUCCAGAGAAGUGACAGACUGUACCAUGAUACAGAAAGCCUUUGUUUUUAUACUAUUUAUGUGGAAUUCAUCCACGUCCACCUCACAAGAUGUCGUACAUCUCCGUCGAUUCUCACUUGGAUGUGAAGCAGUGAUCCCUUGUCAGAAUAACAGAGUUUAUGUAAAUCGUGUUAAGUGGUUGUAUAAAAGACAAAUGCGUGGUGAAGAAAAAACAAUAUUAGUUAUAGACAAGGGAGGAUUACUGAGCCACGGUGAUGCCUUCCCCCAUCAACUAAGAGUUGGAUCCAGGGCAUCCUUGAUCAUUGACUCUUUUACAGAGGACUAUGAAGGCCUGUACUGGUGUGUACCUUUAUAUUGUGACCCAUACAACUGCAGGACUGACAUGUUCAGAAUCAUCAGAGUAAAGAAAGAAAUUCUGAAUGACACGUUUAAGACAGUACACGUGUCUGCAGGAGACACUUUUGCAUAUAAGUGUCCUGGUAAAUUUCCUAACACAAGAUGGACUUUUGAAACAAGAAACAAUUCCUCCUGUAGGAGCCUACGAGAAGUGACUUCAAACAAGUCUAUACAUAUUGUAAAUGUCACAACAAAAGAUGCUGGAAAAUAUACCUGUUCUGUGAGUAAAUGUAACAGACCCUUUGUGAAGCUUCUAACUGUAACACUGUGUGUAACAGAGCACCAGUGCAAGAAUUUAUCAGAUUCUUGUCCAGUUUGUGAUUUGAUAUUAAAUAACACCGAGCUACACAACGUGACAAAUGAACAUUCGUGUGGAUCAUUAAAUUGCAGCUCAGAUCAAAGUACGAACCUCACAUCACACACUUCAAACAACUCACCAGGUCAGUGA